AUUUCAAUCAACCAGAAUCUAGCAACUCCUCACAAUGGGCUGCAUCAAGGUUAUCUCCGUCUUCCUAGCGGCCGUCGCUGCCGUUGAUGCCCGCGCUUUCUUCCACAACCGUGGCGGCAACGAUGUCAUCCCCAACUCCUACAUCGUUGUCAUGAAGGACGGUGUCACUGCUGAGGAUUUUGACUCACAUAUCUCCUCUGUUGCUGCCACCCACAGCCUCAACAAGGCUAAGCGUGGCUCCGAGACUGUCGGACACAAGGACUCCUUCAACAUCAACGGAUGGAGAGCCUAUAACGGCCACUUCGACGAGGCCACCAUCGAAUCUAUCCUCAAAGAUGACAAGGUCAACUAUGUAGAGCACGACCGCGUUGUCAAGUUGGCCGCUCUCACCACCCAGCCAAACGCUCCCACCUGGGGUUUGGGCAGAGUCUCCCACAAGGCUCCUGGAAACAAGGACUUUGUCUAUGACAGCUCUGCUGGCCAAGGCAUCACCAUUUAUGGUGUUGACACCGGUAUUGAUAUCCACCACUCUGAAUUCGCUGGCCGUAUCCGCUGGGGAACCAACACCGUCGAUAACGACAACACUGAUGGCAACGGCCACGGAACCCACACCGCUGGUACCUUCGCUGGCACUACAUACGGAGUUGCUAAGAAGGCCAACAUUGUCGCCGUCAAGGUCCUUUCCGCUGGAGGCUCCGGUUCUACCUCUGGCGUGAUCAAGGGUAUUGACUGGUGUGUUACCGACGCCCGAUCCAAGAACACUCUCGGAAAAGCCGCCCUCAACCUUAGCUUGGGCGGCUCUUUCAGCCAGGCUAGCAACGAUGCUGUCACCCGUGCCCAGGAAGCUGGUAUCUUCGUGGCUGUCGCCGCUGGAAACGACAACAGGGAUGCCAAGAAUUCUUCCCCGGCCUCUGCUCCAGCUGUCUGCACCGCCGCCUCCUCCACCAUUGAUGACCAGAAGUCCUCUUUCUCCAACUGGGGUACCAUUGUUGACAUCUAUGCUCCCGGCUCCAACAUCCUCUCCGCUGCCCCAGGAGGUGGUACCCGUACCCUGUCCGGAACCUCCAUGGCCUCUCCCCAUGUUUGUGGUGUCGGUGCUGCUAUGCUUGCCCAGGGUGUUAGCGUUGCUCAGGCCUGCAACCGCUUGAAGCAGAUCGGUAACGCCGUUAUCCGCAACCCAGGAACUGGCACCACCAACCGUCUCCUCUACAACGGAAGUGGACGAUAA
Molecule: messenger RNA, 1228 nt
Organism: Trichophyton rubrum CBS 118892
Lineage: Eukaryota; Fungi; Ascomycota; Eurotiomycetes; Onygenales; Arthrodermataceae
Product: subtilisin-like protease 3
Exons: 4
Coding region: 35-1228 (397 amino acids)
Biological process (GO): proteolysis
Molecular function (GO): serine-type endopeptidase activity
Source: RefSeq, a predicted model, not a curated record